AUGUCGAUCAUCGAAGAUCCGGCCGAGAUUGCCGCCCUCGCAAACGAAUUCAUCUCGAGCCUCGACAAUCUGCCUCAGGAGAUCAGUCACCUGGUCAAGGAGAUCGAACACAAGGAUGCCAAAGUCCAAGAUAUCAUGCCAAAGAUCAGCGCCCGUGAAACGCAGCUGCGGGAGUUGCUCCAAAAGGGCGGCAGCGGGCCCGCCAACCCUUCUGGGAUCCUCUCAGAGGCCGACCGCCUCAAGGCCGAGAAACUCACUGACAAGAUCAGGCAAGACUACCGCAGAGCGGACGAGUGGAGCGCUCAGAAGGAGUCGCUCAGCCUACGCAUGUGGAGGGCCGUGCAUGCCCAUCAUCUCCGGCUCAGGGAGGAAAUGGCCAAGAUCAGCCCGGCCGUCCUCGCGAACUACGGAGGGGCCAUGGCCGCGGCACCUCCUCAGAUUCCCUCGCUGGCUUCUUUGCCAGCGGCGCUUGCCGGUGUACGAUCCCCUGCUGUCGAGCUCGACGCUACUGUCGCCGGCCUGAAUGGUGUUGGCAGCAGUCUCGACGGCAUGGACUUCGCCGGCGCCGGUGCAGAGGGCGAUGAUGGCGAGGAGAAGGACGAGACCCUUUACUGCUUCUGUCAGCGCGUCUCAUUCGGCGAGAUGAUCGGCUGCGACAACGCCGAAAACGACCCAGAGUGCAAGGAGUGGUUCCACAUCAGCUGCGUUGGAGUCACCAAACCGCUGCCAGCAAAGUGGUAUUGCUCCGAAUGUGCGGCCAAAAUCAAGAACAAGCGGCGCCGGCAAGCCUGA
This is a messenger RNA of Pseudozyma flocculosa PF-1, 792 nucleotides long. RefSeq lists its product as uncharacterized. The record is from RefSeq and is a predicted model, not a curated record. Bases 1 to 792 code for a protein of 263 amino acids. Gene Ontology annotation, cellular component: nucleus. The transcript is spliced from 4 exons. Lineage: Eukaryota; Fungi; Basidiomycota; Ustilaginomycetes; Ustilaginales; Ustilaginaceae. Gene Ontology annotation, biological process: regulation of DNA-templated transcription.